AAAAAGGGAACUGUCAAUUUAGACUCGGACGUUUGACUCUCGCUAGAGUCAUGACCCGGCCGCCGCCGAGUUGGCGUGUCUCUUCCGCCAAGCGAUUAAGCGUUUUAGACUUCAGUGAGGAUGAUGACCGUGUUGAGAAGGACUCUUCGAAGUUUCUCGGCAAAUUUGCAAAACCUAAGAGGAAGCGUAACUUCACUUCUCCUAUCACCAAGUAUAAGUUCCUUGAGUAUUUUGCAGGAUGUACCAGGGUGCAAGAAAAGGAAAGUGCCAUCCAACACAUCGUUGUUGACGACGAAUCAGUUGAUAUUGACAUGGGAAUUGCAGGAUGCCCCGGGGCUCAGGAAAAGGAAAAUGCCAAUGAACCCAUCAUUAUUGACAAUGAACCAGUUGAUGGUGACAUGGGAUUUGCUGGAGGGAUAAGGGCUCCACAUAAGGAAAUUAGAGAUGAAUCAGUGGAUAUAGAUGUUAAUGAUGUAAGCCAUCCUCUCAAACUCUCACUUUCACCUCCAAUAUGCAUCCUACAAGAAGAUUGUAUAGUAAAGGAAGCUUCUCGUUUGGAUGCAAUGAUGCUAUCUGGUUCUCCCAAUUAUGAGAACAAGUCAGUGCAUAUGAUCUCGGAUGAUGAUGAUGGAAGUGAAAUAAGUUCUGCAUCAAUUUCCAUCUCCGCUCUAAAAGAGACUGAAGUUCCAUUGAAAGAUCCAGUACCGGAAUCUUCUUCUGUUGGGCAUAAGAUUGAUAUUUUAAAUAAUGCAGUUGUUGUAUUCCCUGAUGUUAUCCUAUAUGAAGACAUAUAUUGUACAGACUCUCGCUUAACUUUCUCGAGAAGUUACAUCAGAGUUGAGGGUUCAAUUGUAAAUGGGGCCAAGGGAACAUUUAAUGUUGAGUGGGCAAUAAGUGACAUUAUUAGUAUUGAAUCUGAAUGGUGUCAGAGGGUUGAGACUGCUAUAAUUAAUCUUCUCUUUAAGAGAAAUGUUUUCAAAGGAGCUGGAAAUGCAAAUGAAACUUCAGCCAUUGACAAGUUGACGUUUUCAGUUUAUGAUCCAUGUUGGUUUGAAGGACAGCAAGCAAUCAAAUCAUUGGAUGUCAGAUACAGAUCUAUCUGGAAUGUUAUUUUUGAGGAAAAGGUUGAUGAUGCUUUUUCAAUGUCAAACAGCAUGGCCAUCGCAAAGCCUUGUCUGAAUGUUCUUGAUGAGCCUUUUGAAAAUAUUAUUUAUCCAAAAGGGGAUCCUGAUGCUGUUUCAAUUAGUAAGAGAGAUGUGGAGCUGCUACGCCCAGAGACAUUCAUCAAUGAUACUAUCAUUGACUUUUAUAUAAAAUUUUUAAAGAAUAAAAUUCAACCAGAGGAUCAGCACCAAUUCCACUUCUUUAAUAGCUUUUUCUUUCGGAAGCUUGUGGAUCUAGACAAGGACCCAAGAAAUUCUUGUGAGGGCAGGCAAGCAUUUCAAUGUGUUCAUAAAUGGACAAGAAAUGUGGAUCUUUUUGAGAAGGAUUACAUUUUCAUUCCUGUGAAUUAUAGCCUUCACUGGAGUUUGAUUGUCAUUUGUCAUCCGGGUGAAGUGGCCAAUUUCAGAGGCAAGAUGAUGAAUCUGGAAGGGCUCUUAAAGUAUCAUGCAUCUUGCACAUGGAUUCUAUUAGAGGAAGUCACAGGGGCCUCAAGAAUCUUAUUCAAAGUUACCUAUGUGAAGAGUGGAAAGAGAGGCAUAGUGACACUCUGGAUAAUGUAUCUUCAAAUUUCUCACUUUUACCGUUUGUCCCACUUGAGUUGCCCGCAGCAAGAAAAUUCAUUUGACUGUGGCCUUUUUUUGCUCCAUUAUGUGGAACUGUUUCUUGAAGAAGUUCCUAUUAACUUCAGCCCUUUCAAGAUAACUGAAUUCUCAAACUUCUUUAAUAGGAAUUGGUUUCUACCUGAGGAGGCUUCUCUUAAACGAGCUCACAUUCGAAAGUUAAUUUGUGAAAUUAUUGAAGAUCAGUCUCAGCAACUUCCUAAAGGGGAAUCUGUUGAUAAGUAUCCUUGCUCCCACUUUGCAAGUACAAAUGAGGAAGAAACUGGAGUAGAGUUCCUUACAGUGGAAUAUAGUUCUCUGAAAAUGUGCGAGGGUCAUCCUUCUAGUCCUAAUACCGAACUGGGGAAUGAGAUUACACUUACAUCAGCAUCUUCUUUGAGUGUGGUACCACAAAAAUUAAAAGAACCAGGAUUGGAAUCCAGGGAGUUUGAGCCAGAAACCAGUGCUAGACUAUUUUAUAGUAGAAAUUGCUCACGAGCAUGUCAUCAAAGUUUCACGUCACCAGUAGAGAAGGCAGAAGAAAUUGGUGAGCAAAUCUCUGAUUCAUUGUCGGAUGCAAAAAAGUCUUGGAAACAGAACUAUAUGCAGGUUGAGGAACUUUAUGAUGUCAACUCAAGUUCCAUAACAUCUGUGAGCGAGUCCCAGAAAUCAUCAGAAAUAGGAUUAGAUGAUCAUGAUUCUGGUAAUAUAAGAGAAACUGCAGGACAGGAAUCUUCUUCAACAUCGACUGAAAACCUUUCAGCUUAUAUCGUUGAAGAUUCUCAAGAGGCAAAGGGCUUGCAUACUGGAAAUGAUGCUACCUCAUCCGAUGAAGAGCUCAAAGGAAAUCGAGAGAACAUCUCCCCAGGAAAAAUAAUGUAAUGAGGAGCAAUGAGAUUUGGUUUCAGAAUCAGAUGAAGAGGCUGCAAAAAGAAAUGCAAUUUGCAUGUGAAAGAUAUACAAUUUUCCUUGUGAGGCAUUAUAUGAUGGGAACAGGGGCUUGGUUAAUAGUAUAUAUCCUCCGUUUGGCUGAUUCCGUAAAAA
This is a messenger RNA of Manihot esculenta (cassava), 2807 nucleotides long. RefSeq names its product probable ubiquitin-like-specific protease 2A. The record is from RefSeq and is a predicted model, not a curated record. Gene Ontology annotation, biological process: proteolysis. Gene Ontology annotation, molecular function: cysteine-type peptidase activity. The coding region runs from base 51 to 2645 and encodes 864 amino acids. Lineage: Eukaryota; Viridiplantae; Streptophyta; Magnoliopsida; Malpighiales; Euphorbiaceae. The transcript has 18 exons.